This is a messenger RNA of Phytophthora nicotianae INRA-310, 3264 nucleotides long. RefSeq lists its product as hypothetical. NCBI's taxonomy places the organism in Eukaryota, Oomycota, Peronosporomycetes, Peronosporales, Peronosporaceae. Gene Ontology annotation, molecular function: serine-type carboxypeptidase activity. Gene Ontology annotation, biological process: proteolysis. Bases 40 to 3264 code for a protein of 1074 amino acids. The record is from RefSeq and is a predicted model, not a curated record. The transcript is spliced from 4 exons.
GCCCUCGAUACGAUAGGCUCAAUCGUCUCAUCAUCCUUGAUGGUGACGGGGCACGUACUCGUGGCCGCUUUGGCGGGCAGCGUGGUGUCUGCACAGCGACUGCACCCCACCAGCCAGCGCGUCAAGGAGCUCGCAGCGCAGGAGGACGAAGAACCAGAGCGUUUUCUUACCACGAAGAGGGAGUCCGCCAAGUCGAAGCAAAAGCAGAAGACGUCAGAUGACCUUAUCCAUAACUUGCCUGGACUGGACCCGGCGGCCAACGUAAUACAACACGCUGGGCGCAUCGCGCUACACGACAGCGACAAGAACAAAAUCUUCUAUUGGCACUUCCAGGCAGCUCAAAACCCGGACAGGGUGCCGCUCGUGAUCUGGUUAAAUGGCGGUCCCGGAUGCUCCAGUAUGCAGGGGUUGUUCCUGGGCAAUUCGCCGUUCAAGUUAAUGAACGAGUCGACCAUUGGCAAGAACGAGCACAGUUGGCACGAGUUCGCCAACCUGCUCUUUGUGGAUCAGCCAGUGGGCACAGGCAUGUCGUAUACAAAGGGAAAUGACUAUCGACCGGAUGAGGAGACAGUGGCCAAGGACUUUUACGAGUUUUUGACAAAAUUCCUGCAACGUCACCCCGAAUAUUUGUCGGAUGGAGAUGAUGGAGUGAAGAUUUCAAGGGCUGUGUACAUGUUUGGCGAAUCGCAUGCUGGUCGCUGGAUUCCUGAGUUUUCGGAUCACAUUUUCAAGCAGAACGAUGAUCCGAAUAACCAGAUUAAGAUCAAUCUGGACGGUGUUGGCAUUGGUAAUGGAUGGGUGCAUCCCAGAAUUCAGUACGAGUAUAGUGACUACGCUCACGGACUUGGCCUGUUGACUUUCGGUCAGGUGAGAUCGCUGAAGGCUUCGUACGCUGAGUGUUUGGCUGCUCUGGAUGCUGGAACGUAUUAUUCGAGAAGCUGCCUGGAUAAUAUGGACUCCAUUACGGGUAGUGUCAAGCCGGGCAAUGGAGGGAACAGUCUGAAUUUCUACGAUGUACGUCAAUAUCUACGCAAUGUCGGAGCGUACCCUUCUGGACAAGAGAACAUUGUCAAGUACAUGAAUAAGAUGGAAGUGCGGAAGGCAGUGCACGGCAAUGAGGACAAAAACUUCCGCUUCGACCUCUGCAGCAAUGGUGUAUUCCGGGCAUUAUCGAAGUUCGACGGUGUGAGCACACUUGAUAAGGUGGACUCUCUUCUUCAGAGAGGUCUGCGGAUGCUUUUCUACAAUGGGCAAUGGGAUAUGAUGUGCAACCAUUAUGGAACGGAGAAAUUACUGCUCAAUCUAAACUGGAAUGGUUCAGAUGCUUAUCAGCAGGCUAAGAAGUAUACGUGGCGAGUACAAGGUCGGAAGGAGCCUGCAGGUUUUGCCCAACAGGGUGACCGCAUCGACAAGAACAAGACAGCCGACUUCUUCGUCAUGAAAAAGACGCUCAAGUCCUUUUGUAAACCCGAUGCAGGGCGACUCGCGUGGGACGAAUGCAUCCAAGAAGUCAACCACACCAUCGCCGAGGCGUACCUGCUGGCUAACUACAACGCACUAAGUCAGCUCAAGGCUGGGCGACCUCUGUGUAAGAUCGAUACCCCGUUCUAUCAGCUGUGUCUGAGUCUAGCUACAAGCGUUCCACGUCGAGCGAACUACGAGAAGUUCUUGGUGACGCAAGCGACCAAGGAUAGGCGAAAGCUCUGGAUCGACAGCGGCAAGGUCGGUAAGCUAAAAGACUUCCCCGCGACUGUGCCGGAGUUUUCCGAAACGGGAUACCAGGAAUGGUUGAAGACACAGAAGGUCAAGAAUGCGGAUCUGGAGAACGCAAACGAUGAGUUUGGGAAGAUGCGAGGAGAUCGGGCUCAGGCGAAGACGGAGCACUUGAACCAGGGUUGGUUUCAAGCGGCAGCAAAGCAAAUGGCUACGAAUGCUAAGAACAGUGUCGUGCCGAACUUUGCCAAACGACUGCGAACGUACGUCAUCGAGCAUUAUGGACCGAAGCGUGCUGCAGCGCAUGAGGUUCUCAACAAGACGUUUGCUACCGAGGAGUUCAAUUCUACGUACGUUCGCGUGGUAGAACCCGUCAUUACAGAGCUGCGCAAGAAGAUCCCGCGGACGAAAGAUGGUAAAAUCAACUGGGUACCUCACGACUUGCUGCCGAUGUUCUACAAGUUCCUGCAGUUCGUCGUGGGGUACAACGAGGAAAAGAUGGGCAAACCGGACUUCGUGGAGAAGCGGACGCUCUCUCUGCUUUCGACCAAGCGCGGGUUCGAGGCCAGCUACUGCAAGGUUGACUCGACUGGGCUGAAGUCGCUGCUCAAGCGCAGUCCGGGCGUUAGCCGUGGUCUCUGGGUUGUUCAUGACGGACAGAUGUGGACAUUGGAAGACAGCUUAAAAACUAGCGCACCUUGGAUCGCGAUAUCCGGUCAGUGGUGGCGUCGACUCUUCCGUGUGGACGAGUUGGAAAAGCCUGGAGCCCGCAGCCUCCAACGCGAGAACACGACUGACGGAUACGGCGUAAACUGUGGGGAUCGACCCUGGGCGAACGGAUUUCAUCACGGAGGUAACGAAGAUGGUAAGGUGGUUCGGUUUCGGACGUCCGACUUCUAUCAAGCAAGCGGAUACUCUCGUUCAAACCGCAAGUCCAAUCACUACAUCGACAAGUCACCUCGCGUCCGCGAACUGCUCCAGAACACUCCAACGAAAAAGAUUUCAUCGGUCGAAACGUUUUGCAACUCCAUCGAGUUUUGGUUUCAGCACGAUCACGAGCUGCUUUCUUUCUUCAUGGACCCGUUCUUCCGUAAGCUGAAGCUCCGCAGAUACACUCUCCGCACUGCGCAACUAGACUGCGCUUGCUUCGAGCUAGCGGGCGCCCGAAGAACAAAGGCGGUCGUAGGCUUCGGGGACUGCGGGAUGACUGGCGAGGGCUUGAUCAAAUGCAGCGUUGCCGGUCCGGUGAAAGCAUUUGCGUGCAAGCUCGCCCGCUACUGCGAGCUUGUGGUGGUGGACGAAUUGCGGACAAGCAAAAAGCACUUCGACUGUCAAACAACGGACGACCUUAAGAAUCAACGCGUCAUGCGCAAGUGCCGAGACGGCGUUGUCCGCAAGGUUCCCGGUUACAAAGUUCUGCACUGCUUGCGCAAGCACGGCGGAUGUGGUAUGUCAGUCGACCGAGACGUGAACGCGGCCAAGAACAUCCUCAGCAUACUGCAGAACCAGCUUGCAGGCAUCUCCGAACGGCCUCUCCGCCUCCGGCGGUAG